AUGCCUGAACUGAAAGCUUUGGACGAUAUCGAGCAUGUCCAUGGAACGUACCAGCUCAUUGCUCAUAAUGGACACCUGCAGUACAAGAAAGGAACUUCGAUUGUGCUUGUUCCGCAACCCAAGUUGAAUGAUCCAAAUGACCCAUUGAAUUGGCCCCUGUGGAAGAGACUGGGUGCGCUGCAUUCGGUUCUUAUGUUCACCAGCUUUGUCAACUUCAGUGUCAUUGGACUCUCCCCGGGCUUUGGAUCACUUGCAGAGCAGUUCCACCUCAACAGCAACGAGCUGACAUGGUUGAUCUCUGCUCCAAACAUCGGUCAAUUCAUCGGCUGCUUUGCUUUUGCUCCUCUGGCAAAUAUAGUCGGAAGGCGCCCUAUUUGGCUGGGAUGUGCUCUGAUAUUCUUGGUGGGCAACAUCUGGGCUGCCUCGGCAAAGUCAUAUGGCUCUCUGAUGGUUGCUCGCAUUCCACUCGGCGUCAUUACCCUUCACGACCUUUUCUUCUUGCACGAAAGAGGAACACAGGCCAGCAUCCAGACUCAAUGGCUGACCCUAGGAGCAACAUUGGCUCCUGUCAUCAGUGGCUUUUUGAUCCAGGCCAAGGGAUGGCGUUGGUUCCAUUGGCUCACAGCCAUUCUAGCCGGAUUUGACCUCAUCCUCAUUUUCCUGCUCUCACCUGAGACUAGGUACCAGCGCAACUACCACGACGCCCUGGACUCAACGCAUGCACAGACAGAGGAAGAAUUUCAGGAAGACACAAAGGUUCAGGUUGAAACGGUGGGAGACAAAGAGUCUCCAGACACGCUGGCCACACACGUCAGCAGAAACGAAAUCAAACCUGCACCGUCAUGGCUCAGUUCAUUGAAGCCAUGGUCCCCUAUCAACAAGCAGGACAGCGUUCUGGCUGCGAACUCCCGGGUAUGGGCUCUCCUAAGCUUCUUCAUGGUCUCAUGGGGAGUUGUGGCCUUCGCCCUGCACGUCACCUGCUUGGUGAUUAUCACCGAGACUAUCCCUUUGUACACAGGCGCACCUCCGUACAAUUUUUCCAGCUCCGCGCAAGGUUUAACCUUCCUGUCGACUACUAUUGGCACAAUACUGGGCGCGCUGAUUUGCGGUAAGCCCAACGACUGGCUGGCCAGGUUCUGGGCAAAGCGCAACAAGGGCGUCUUCGAACCAGAAAUGCGAUUACCUUUUAUGAUUGUACCACAAGUCCUGGUGACUAUCGGCCUGGUGAUAUACGGCGUCGGUUUCCACAAUCACUACCACUGGAUUGUCCCCCUUAUCGGAGACGCCUUCAUCGGCAGCGGGAUUGCGGGGACCGGUUCUGUUCUUCAGCCUUAUUUAAUGGACAGCUAUCCGGCAGUGGUCAAUGAAUCCCUGAUCAUCUUCAAUGGAUUGAAGCAGAUCAUCGUGACUGGUGUCAGCUUCGGCGUCGGGCCUUGGCUCAACCUUGAUGGAGAUAUCACCGUGUUUUGCACCCUUGCAGCACUAGUCUUCGCAGUCGACUGUGGCUGGAUAAUUGUGUUUAUCUGGGGGAAGCAGCUCAGAAGACGAGACAGUCGUCUUAAGAUCUUUUGGUUUUAA
Messenger RNA from Exophiala spinifera, 1578 nucleotides. RefSeq lists its product as uncharacterized. Gene Ontology annotation, biological process: transmembrane transport. The record is from RefSeq and is a predicted model, not a curated record. Bases 1 to 1578 code for a protein of 525 amino acids. NCBI's taxonomy places the organism in Eukaryota, Fungi, Ascomycota, Eurotiomycetes, Chaetothyriales, Herpotrichiellaceae. The transcript is spliced from 6 exons. Gene Ontology annotation, molecular function: transmembrane transporter activity.